GUCUCUGUUUGGAUCGACCGAACAGCAAGAUCCAGAAAAAAAUUGAGAAAACUUUAAGACAAGUACCAGACAUCUUUCAUGAAAUGUUUCCAGAGUUAAAUACUGUCUCAAGUCUGGUCCUCUUUGUCCUCCUUUCUCACAUUCUCCAACGGAUGGAAUUUAAGGUUGCAGGGGCAUUUCGAACAAGUUAAAUCAAAUUGACUUAUAAUUAAAACCAUUAUACUGUUCAACUGGCUUACCAGAACCACCCAGGGGACGGAAUCCACUUCUAUGACACAGGUUCAUGAAGUUUAUGAGAAACAGUUGCCAGCUGGAAUCAGGUUUUCCUCCCUCGAGACCCAGGCAUGAUCCAUUUCAGGCAUCUUUUAGAGUUGGCUGAGUAUAUACAGGCUGAUUUAGUACUUUUUUUAAUGUUGUUAUAUCACAUUUUAUUCAUAAAAGACGGAAGACAGAAAGGACUUAAGGAAUAAAAGUUUUAUCUUGUCUGCAAUAGAGUCAUGAAUACAUAAAAAACUCACUCUGACAUAACGUUUUAUAAUAAAAUAUAACAUAUAAUAUCUUAUUCAUUGCUUGAAUUUCUUUGUUAACAGUAUUCCUCAUUCUAGCAUGCACUUCUACUUCUUCAGCUUUUACAAACCAGGACAAUAUACAACUUAUCAUUUAAUCAGACGACCGUAGAAAGGGGGACACUCCCCCAGACUAGUAAAACAGUUCCUACUCUGUGCCCUUUCCAAACAGUAGCAUAAGAGAACACUCCCCUUUGCUUUGCCUCUGGCCAAAAAAAUAACAACUCACCUCUGCGGAUAUUCUGCUUCAAGAUCUGGACUUGUCCGUCAUUCUGUGGGAGAUCAGCCUGCGACACACUUAUUGCUCCACAGGAGGACUUUUCUCUUCUCCCUCCAGAAACGAGGCUUCUUCUGAGGUGUGUCCCGCGCUGCAGCACUGAUGAUAGGUGUGUGGGCCGGAGCCGCGGCUCUGUCUCUGGUGCUGCAACAGAUGGUGCUCACAGUCACAGCUGAAGGAACCGUCUAUGACCUGCUGAAGUCUCCCGACUGCCUGCCAGAACUGCUCCAGGGAAAGCUGAAGAGCAAAGGGCAAGACGAGGCUUUCCUCCUCUCUUCCUUCAGGCUCCACAACAAGGGCCCCACCUCUCUGUUCAGUGUCAUCAACCCCAAAGACAACACCAAGUACUUUGACUUCAGCGUGCAGGCCAAGCCGAGCAAGGUUACCAUCCGUUACCUGACUGAGAGCAGAUUUGGUGAGACCAGUUUAAACCAUGCCCCCCUGGUAGACGGCCGAGUUCAUCAUGUGAUGCUGCAUGCCAGGGGUCUACAGCGUGGUCCACCUCGCCUCAACAUCUACGUAGACUGCAGACUAGCCCACACUCUGGAGGAGCUUCCGACUGUGUUCGGGUCCCUCCCACCUGGUCCGAACAUGGUAGCACUUAGGACCCUGCAGUCAAGUGGACAGGAUGAACUGACAGACCUCAAGCUGGUGACUGAGGACACUAUUGACAACGUGGCCACUUUGCAGGACUGUAGUGUGGAUCAGAGUGAAUCUGUGCAACUGCUGGGUAUCCAGGGAGGCAGGAUGGUACACAACCAGGCCACCAUGCUGGAGCUGAGGAGCCUGCUAUCGGAGAUGAAGGAGCUGCUCCACCAACAGAUUAAGGAGACAACUUUUCUGAGGAACACCAUCGCUGAGUGUCUUGUCUGUGGUCUUGGGGGUAGUCCAACCAAAACUCGUCCAGCUCCAGGUCCAGGGCAGUUUGUCAUGCAGCCACAGCCGCAGCCUCAGCCUCAGCAUUUGACUCAGUGCCCACCUGGAACCUGCUUCAGACAGAACAUGUGCAUCCGCUCCGAGUCAGGGGAUUUCCAGUGCGCGCCCUGUCCUGAUGGGUAUACAGGAGACGGGGUGCACUGCGAUGACGUAGACGAGUGCCAGUUCAACCCGUGUUUCCCUGGCGUCCGGUGUGUGAACACUGCUCCUGGUUUUCGCUGUGAGAAAUGCCCUAAGGGUUACACCGGGCAAGAGAUAAAUGGAGUGGGAGUAUCUUAUGCUAAGUCAAACAAACAGGUAUGUGAGGAUAUAGAUGAGUGCCAGGUUUUGGGCAACAAUGGCGGUUGCACUGCCAACUCACACUGCCACAAUACUAUGGGCUCCUUCCGCUGCGGCGAGUGUCAAACUGGCUUCACAGGUGACCAAGUGACAGGUUGCGAAGGUACCAGGCUUUGCCCCAACGGUCAACCCAACCCCUGUGACGCCAACGCUGAGUGUGUGGUGGAGCGAGACGGCAGCAUUAGCUGUAGGUGUGGCGUUGGUUGGGCAGGUAAUGGCUAUGUGUGUGGAAAGGACACAGAUAUUGACGCAUAUCCUGACAUAAAGCUCAAGUGCAGAGACGCCAACUGUAAGCAGGACAACUGUGUGUUUGUGCCAAACUCUGGUCAAGAGGACGCAGACAGAGAUGGGACAGGUGACGCCUGCGAUGAAGACGCAGACAGUGAUGGCAUCAUCAACAUUGAUGAUAACUGCUGGCUCGUUCCUAAUGUGGACCAGAGGAACAGCGAUAAGGAUCUCCAUGGUGAUGCGUGUGACAACUGCAGAACAGUAGACAAUCCCUCACAGAGGGACACAGACCAGGACGGGCUGGGAGAUGAAUGUGAUGAUGACAUGGAUGGAGAUGGCUUGAAGAAUAUUCUUGAUAACUGCCCGCGAGCCCCCAACCCAGACCAGAGAGACAAAGACCAUGACGGGGUGGGAGACGCCUGUGACAGUUGUCCUGAUAUGGCCAAUCCGAACCAGUCUGACUCAGACAACGACCUUGUGGGAGAUACCUGUGACGACAACAUAGAUAGUGAUGGGGACGGCCACCAGAACACAAAGGACAACUGUCCCGCAGUUAUCAACUCCUCUCAGCUGGACACUGACAAGGAUGGAAUGGGAGAUGAAUGUGACGAUGACGAUGAUAAUGACGGCAUACUGGACGACCAAGACAACUGCAGACUAGUUGCCAAUCCAGACCAAACGGACUCUGAUAACAACAGAGUUGGAGAUGCGUGUGAAGGGGACUUUGACAAAGACAAUGUCAUUGAUGUAAUCGACCUCUGCCCAGAGAACGCUGAGGUCACUCUCACCGACUUCAGAGCCUUUCAGACUGUCGUGCUGGACCCAGAGGGGGACUCUCAGAUCGACCCCAACUGGGUGGUUCUCAACCAGGGCAUGGAGAUCGUCCAGACCAUGAACUCUGACCCUGGCCUCGCUGUAGGCUACAAAGCGUUCAGCGGGGUCGACUUCGAGGGAACAUUCCAUGUAAACACGGUGACGGAUGAUGACUACACUGGCUUCAUCUUCGGCUACCAGGACUCCUCCUCGUUCUACGUGGUGAUGUGGAAACAGACAGAGCAAACCUACUGGCAGGCUGCGCCCUUCAGAGCUGUUGCUGAGCCGGGAAUACAACUCAAGAUGGUUAAGUCUGAGACAGGUCCAGGUGAGCAUCUGAGAAACUCCCUCUGGCACACAGGAGAUACCACCGGGCAGGUCCGUCUCCUUUGGAAGGACCCCAGGAAUGUCGGCUGGAAGGACAAGGUUUCCUACCGCUGGUUCCUCCAGCACAGACCACAGGUUGGAUACAUCAGGGCUCGCUUUUUUGAGGGUUCAGAACUGGUGGCGGACACAGGGGUGAUAAUUGACACCAGUAUGAGAGGAGGGCGACUGGGAGUGUUCUGCUUCUCUCAGGAAAAUAUAAUCUGGUCCAAUUUGAAGUAUCGUUGCAACGACACUAUUCCUGCCGACUACGAGGAUCUCAGUGCCCAGAGCACAGAGUGAAGUCAGAGAGGCGGACAGAUCCAUCAAGAUUUGAGAUCUGCUGAAAACAUUGAUAAAAGGAGCAAAAGGAGCAGAGCUGCACCUCUGGUUAGAAAAAGAACGAUGAGUCUGGGAACAUGUUGUAAUGAUUCUUUUAACUUUGUCAAUAGAGCAACAGUCCUUGGAAAGCAUAACAUUGGACAUUGUUUACUUUUCUUAAAUUCAGUGUGAUGUGACUGAAGCCAGCAUAUCCUUCUAUAAUUCAUCAGCGGGUUAUGUAUAUGUCUAUGCAAUAUCACCUUCAGUUUUAUCAGCAUUUUGUAAUAACUUUAAGAAGCAAUCCUGUUUUUGUUUUUGACAUUAAGUACAAUAAAACCCUGAGCAUUUUACAAAAUCAAAACAA
Scophthalmus maximus (turbot) is the source of this 4207-nucleotide messenger RNA. RefSeq names its product thrombospondin 4a (gene thbs4a). Bases 946 to 3825 code for a protein of 959 amino acids. Gene Ontology annotation, biological process: cell adhesion. The record is from RefSeq and is a predicted model, not a curated record. Gene Ontology annotation, molecular function: calcium ion binding. The transcript is spliced from 23 exons. Gene Ontology annotation, cellular component: extracellular region. NCBI's taxonomy places the organism in Eukaryota, Metazoa, Chordata, Actinopteri, Pleuronectiformes, Scophthalmidae.